This is a messenger RNA of Ictalurus punctatus (channel catfish), 2101 nucleotides long. RefSeq names its product mediator of RNA polymerase II transcription subunit 26. Gene Ontology annotation, cellular component: mediator complex; core mediator complex; nucleus. Lineage: Eukaryota; Metazoa; Chordata; Actinopteri; Siluriformes; Ictaluridae. Gene Ontology annotation, molecular function: transcription coregulator activity. The transcript has 3 exons. Gene Ontology annotation, biological process: positive regulation of gene expression; regulation of transcription by RNA polymerase II. The record is from RefSeq and is a predicted model, not a curated record. Bases 298 to 1932 code for a protein of 544 amino acids.
UUGGGAUUCAGCCUGAAAUUUCCCAUCAGGCCACGGGAGCUAGAUUUAUAGCCAUUGGUUUAGCCGAGGCAGCUGACAGAGAGCGAGAGCGAGAGAGAGAUUCAUAGCGACAGGGUUGUGAGAGGUGAAAUGUGCUCUUUUGUUAACUUGCGCAACUUUCCCCCAAUUUAAUUACUGGUGUUCGAGUAAACGGAGAUUCAGUGAUGGAGUGUACAGUGUUAAAUCUCCCACAGCACCUGUAAUCAGCGGUAGACUGUUAGACUUCAGUGCACUAGCCGCUGUGCCUAGUCUCACUGUAUGACCAUGACAACGGCGUCGGUAACGGUAACCGCACAGCAAAUCAGAGACCGGCUGCUUCAGGCGACUGACGCUCACUGCAACAUCAGCAACAUGGUGGCUGUAUUGGAUGUGAUAUCCAUCCUAGAGAAGUACCCCAUCACAAAGGAAGCACUUGAGGAAACCCGGCUUGGGAAGUUGAUAAAUGACUUGAGGAAGAAGACCAGAGAUGAGGAUCUGGCAAAGCGUGCAAAGAAGCUUCUGCGUAACUGGCAGAAGCUGAUUGACCCACAUCAACCAGAAAUACUGCCAAAGGAACUUUCAAGCACUUUAAACUCUGUUAUGGGAUCCAACCGGUCUCAGCCAUUGCCUGGUUCUAGAUCUCCUCAGAGUGCAACAGAUAAUGACAAGAAACCUGUUUUACACAGUGUCCGCUCUUCAAGCACUGAAAAGUUCUACCCUAUGACACACACUGGUAAGCAAAUAGUGGAAAAGAACUUGCCAACAUUAAAGGGCACAAAGAGAUCUGCACUGUCAACAGCCAGCGGAAGCAGUGGUGGUCCAGAUGAUCUUCAAAUACACUCCAGUGCCAUCAAACCUCACUUUAGUUCUCCUGAACUCAAUAAAGAACCCACUGCGUCUGCAGUCCUCAGAAAAUCAGUAUUACAACAGCAGGGACAAAGGGACAUAACUGCUGUUGAGAAAGUGAAGCACAAAUCACACAGUCACUACACCAACCCGAGUCCUAGAUCAGUAAAGCAGUUAGUACCAAGCAAGCAGCCAACAUCAAUUUCUGCCACUGACUCUGAGGCUCUUUCUGCACUGCCAUUACACUCUUCCAUCCAAGGUAUGCACACUGAGUGUCAUCAGUCAAAAGACCCGUCACAGCCGGAGAACGAAUCACUCCUAAACAGUGAGAAGACACUCGAACAAACCAAUAACCUGCAAAACAAGUCUAAAGCAAGGCCUCAGCCAGGCUUACUCAGCGAGGUUACCAAUAUGGAAACGGAAAAAGAUAUCAAACCCUCAGAUGGCAAGAGGAGAAAGCCUCAGUUUAGAGACUACUCCAUCAAUGUGGAAGGACGGUCAACAGAUGACAUGUGUAAGCCUGCUCGAGUAAAAAAUCGUAAAUUAACCUUUGAUCCCCUCACGCAACAAAUCAGACCUUCAGCAGUGAAUCAGAGUGAGGAGCAGCACAGUUCAGUGGUGGAUGUUAAUGAGCCAGCGAACCUGAAGCAAAGCCCUUCUGCAUCUUCACCCAAUGCUUUGCACAAGAUGAACUGGAAAGAUAUGUCGCAAAAUCAAAUAGUCAAAUAUUACCUGAACCUCCAAAACAAUUUGUUAAAAACGUCCGGAAGUCAAGUCCCAGGGGCGCACUUUUUUAUGACCGAGCAUGUGAAAUGUGAGGAAGACAACAUGAGGGAGGCCAGUAAAACCUAUGUCCAGGUGCCAAAUGUUUCGGAGUCUAAUUUGCCAGGGAUAGACCGAGAUAUCACAACAGAUGACGUCCACAAAAUAAACAAUAAGCACUGGCCUGGGGUUAACGGCUGUUAUGACAGCAAAGGCCAUUGGUACGGCUGGACCGAAUGCAUAUCUUUAGACACGUAUGGAGAUGGAAGUAAACUUAAUAUUUUGCCAUAUGUUUGCAUGGACUAAAAACAGUUCUAUAAAUAAAAUUGCGUCUCUGGAUCUCGUAUGGUCUUUUACGCCUGUUCCAGAUAUGUGUUCGUGUAAUAACUGCUUUAUAAUAUUUUGUAUCUAUUUAUAACAUUUUGUUCUGUUUGUUUUGGAUGAUAAGAGGAAAAUAAAAAAGAGUAUAGCAAGA